Lactuca saligna is the source of this 2010-nucleotide messenger RNA. The record is from the annotation of a GenBank genome assembly. NCBI's taxonomy places the organism in Eukaryota, Viridiplantae, Streptophyta, Magnoliopsida, Asterales, Asteraceae.
AUGCCAACCUUAUUCUCAUGCUUUCAGCUUCUACGACACUCCUGCCAUCUUUCUCGAUCAUUGCUAGUAGGUCUGGUGGCUCCGCCGCCAAUGUCUUCGCCGGCUCCCGGAACUUCUCCGCCGUCACCUCUCGAUCCGUCAGUAACCAACACCACUGCCUCUCCGACAGCGACCUUUCCCCUCCUUCCUCCAACAAAUGCAACUUCUAUUGGUUCUGAACCUACUCUUUCGCCGCCGGCUCAAAAUCGAUCUAGUAGUAACAGUGCAUUGGUUGCGCUUGGAAUCGGAAUAGGCAUUGGCGGUGCUGUUGUGCUUGUUUUCGUUGGCGUUUUCGUUGUUUGGUACAAGAGACGGAAGAGACGUCGUCUUGCCUUGUCGGAGUCUUCUGCUCCAUUAGGGUUUAAAGAUGAAUUUGGGAUCACACCUCAAAACUGGCAACACAAUGCUCCUUCAUCAAAGGAAAAUACAAACGGAUUGCCACCAAAGUCCACCAAUUCGCCACUAAACGCAUCAUGUUUUCAGUUAUCUUCACUGGGUUCCUCAGCCCCUCCUCCACCACAUUCAACAAGCAGUGCAGGGUCUGAAAAGCAAAACCCACAGCCACAAUCAACAAUGGGUCAGGGUUACCCAAACUCCAAGACCAUAUUUAGUUAUGAAGAAUUAGCAACUGCAACACAAGGCUUUUCACAAGUGAAUCUCCUUGGUCAAGGUGGUUUUGGGUAUGUCCAUAAAGGAGUCCUUCCAAAUGGUGAGAUAGUUGCCAUUAAACAACUGAAAGUUGGAAGUGGACAAGGGGAACGUGAGUUUCAGGCUGAAGUUGCUAUAAUUAGUCGUGUUCAUCAUAAACACCUUGUAACACUUGUUGGAUACUGCAUUUCUGGGAUUCAAAGGAUGCUCGUUUAUGAGUUUGUUCCAAACAAGACCCUUGAGUUCCAUUUACAUGGAAAGGAACGUGGGCCUUUGAAUUGGGAAAUGAGGAUGAAGAUUGCUUUAGGAUCUGCAAAAGGAUUAGCAUAUUUGCAUGAGGAUUGUCAACCUAAGAUCAUUCAUCGUGAUAUCAAGUCUGCAAAUAUACUUCUGGAUAUCAAUUUUGAGCCAAAGGUUGCCGAUUUUGGACUUGCUCGAUUCACUUCUGAAACCGAUACCCAUGUUUCGACUCGCGUGAUGGGAACUUUUGGUUAUUUAGCUCCAGAGUAUGCUCUUACCGGAAAACUAACAGAAAAAUCAGAUGUCUUUUCCUUUGGUGUGAUGCUUCUGGAAUUGAUUACUGGACGCCGACCUAUCGACAAAGCCCAAUUCUUGGAUGAUAACAUUGUCGACUGGGCAAGACCAUUGCUAAAUGAAGCAUUAGAAAAUGGUGACUUCAGCUCUUUAGUGGAUUCGGGGCUAAAUAAUGAUUAUGAUUCUGGUGAAAUGUCUCGGAUGAUUGCUUGUGCUGCUGUUUGUGUACGUCAUUUGGCAAGGCGUAGGCCAUCAAUGACCCAGAUAGCAAGAGCGUUAGAAGGGAACCUGCCACUAGAGGAUUUAGACGAGGGUUUGAAACCUGGGCACAUAAAAUUUAACGCUUCUCAUGAGAGCUCUGAUUUUGAUACUGCACAGUAUAGAGAAGAGUUAAAAAAGUUUCAGAAAAUGGCAUUUGAGAGUCAAAAUAACUCGAGUGUAUGGAGUGCACCCACCACAAGUUUUGGUCAGCAGCCAUCUGGAUCUAGUAGUUCGACACAUGAUCUAGGCUCGACCAAACUAGUUAAACAAUAAUUAUAAUUAUUUUAGAGUUUAUUUGGAUGAGAUAAGAUAUGAUUGUGUUUAUAUAGAGCUUUAUCGUUGUACAGAAACAGAAACAGAAACAGACUCGGGAUUUUGGUUUUUGAUUAGUUGAGGACCCCAAUGUUUUGGUGUGAUAUUAGCUGUGGGAGGUUUUCUAGGACAAUAUUUGGAUGCGUUUGUGACUUUAUGUUAUUUCAAGUUAUGAUAAUCAGAAUUAAAAGAAAUGAACUCAAACGAAGGUAUAGA